Molecule: messenger RNA, 477 nt
Organism: Lindgomyces ingoldianus
Lineage: Eukaryota; Fungi; Ascomycota; Dothideomycetes; Pleosporales; Lindgomycetaceae
Exons: 4
Coding region: 1-477 (158 amino acids)
Source: RefSeq, a predicted model, not a curated record
AUGCUAAAGGUUAGCACUUGUUACGGUCUACGGUUGGACCAGCGUAACUCCACCGGCAGUGCUCCACCAUCUAGCUGGGUUGGAACAGGGCUCGCUUAUGAACCAGUCGGAGGACACGGAAGCAGCACCGUUGCCCGCGGUAAUGGAAGAAUGCAUCGUCCAGUAGGAAGACGGGCCACGAGUCCUGAUAAAGUCUUAGCGAGACUGUUUAACCCGGCCUCCAUACUGCCGCAUACAGGGCAAACCACGAUCUGGUCGCUCUACCCUCUCUCCAUCAGCCCAUUAGCCCUUACAAACAUCCACGACCCGCGUGCUUCACCGAAGCAAGGAUUUGUUACGGUCUAUGGUUGGACCGACGUAACUCCACCUGAGGUACUCUACAAUCUAGCUAGGUUGGGGCAGGGCUCGUUCACCGACCAAUUGGAAGAUAUGGAGGCAGCACAGCUGCCUAGGAUUACGGAAGAAUGCACUGUCUAG